Molecule: messenger RNA, 6023 nt
Organism: Symphalangus syndactylus (siamang)
Lineage: Eukaryota; Metazoa; Chordata; Mammalia; Primates; Hylobatidae
Gene: MTDH
Product: metadherin
Biological process (GO): negative regulation of apoptotic process; positive regulation of canonical NF-kappaB signal transduction; positive regulation of angiogenesis
Cellular component (GO): nucleus
Molecular function (GO): NF-kappaB binding; transcription coregulator activity
Source: RefSeq, a predicted model, not a curated record
GGAAGAAGAGUGUUAGGCGUCAGACUCCGCUGAGCUCAUUCUGGAAGGAUCCAACUGGCGCCCCCAGGGAGAAAAAGCGAUUCCACUUCAACAACACUCCAGAAAAAGGCAUGAAGAGCCCUAGACUUGGCAGGGCGACUUUGACCUAGACCCGGUGACCCCGUUCCUAGCGCUGCAGCCCUACCCGCCCCCCGCCCCCGCCUAGAACGGAGCCCCACCCCUGUACUCAUUCGUUGCGCCACGUCUCCUAACUCAGCGCCACCAGCCACCCCGCGGAGGCGUCCGCCAAUUAACCCCUCCCAGCCUCUGGUCUGCAGUCACGGGUCCCCAACGCCGCGUCUUAACCAGGCCCCAACAGACCACCGCCAACCUUCCCAGCCGCGCCUUUGCCCCACCCGACCCCGCCCGCCCCCACGUGACGCCCACGCCCCUCCCACUGGCGCCCACGUGACCCACGGUCGUCCCCGCGCGCGGCGUGGAUCGCGGCCCAAGCCGCCAUUGUUCCGCCGAGGGAGGACAGCGGGGCCUGGCGCUGGCGCCGAGACGCCGCUUAGCGGCCGCCACUGGAGACACUCCCUCCCGCCUCCCGGGUCUCCUGGCGGCGGCGGAGUGAGGCUGACAGCGGGGAACCUGGGAGACCCCUCCGCCCUCCCCGCGGUGGCAGCGGCCGAUCCCCGGCUCCGGCGCGAGGGACGGCCGCGAUGCGCUCGGCCUGAGGCUACCCGGCCCGGCCCUUCCUCGCUUCCCUUGACUAUUCCACUGCGUCUCCGCGCCCCGGCGUCAUCCUGCGAGUCCCUCUGACGGGAGGGAAGAUGGCUGCACGGAGCUGGCAGGACGAGCUGGCCCAGCAGGCCGAGGAGGGCUCGGCCCGGCUGCGGGAAAUGCUCUCGGUUGGCCUAGGCUUUCUGCGCACCGAGUUGGGCCUCGACCUGGGGCUGGAGCCGAAACGGUACCCCGGCUGGGUGAUCCUGGUGGGCACGGGCGCGCUCGGGCUGCUGCUGCUGUUUCUGCUGGGCUACGGCUGGGCCGCGGCUUGCGCCGGCGCCCGCAAAAAACGGAGGAGCCCGCCCCGCAAGCGGGAGGAGGCGGCGGCCGCGCCAGCCCCGGCCCCCGACGACCUGGCCUUGCUGAAGAAUCUCCGGAGCGAGGAACAGAAGAAGAAGAACCGGAAGAAACUGUCCGAGAAGCCCAAACCAAAUGGGCGGACUGUUGAAGUGGCUGAGGGUGAAGCUGUUCGAACACCUCAAAGUGUAACAGCAAAGCAGCCACCAGAGAUUGACAAGAAAAAUGAAAAGUCAAAGAAAAAUAAGAAGAAAUCAAAGUCAGAUGCUAAAGCAGUGCAAAACAGUUCACGCCAUGAUGGAAAGGAAGUUGAUGAAGGAGCCUGGGAAACUAAAAUUAGUCACAGAGAGAAACGACAGCAGCGUAAACGUGAUAAGGUGCUGACUGAUUCUGGUUCAUUGGAUUCAACUAUCCCUGGGAUAGAAAAUACCAUCACAGUUACCACCGAGCAACUUACAACCGCAUCAUUUCCUGUUGGUUCCAAGAAGAAUAAAGGUGAUUCUCAUCUAAAUGUUCAAGUUAGCAACUUUAAAUCUGGAAAAGGAGAUUCUACACUUCAGGUUUCUUCAGGAUUGAAUGAAAACCUCACUGUCAAUGGAGGAGGCUGGAAUGAAAAAUCUGUAAAACUCUCCUCACAGAUCAAUGCAGGUGAGGAGAAGUGGAACUCCGUUUCACCUGCUUCUGCAGGAAAGAGGAAAACUGAGCCAUCUGCCUGGAGUCAAGACACUGGAGAUGCUAAUGCAAAUGGAAAAGACUGGGGAAGGAGUUGGAGUGACCGUUCAAUAUUUUCUGGCAUUGGGUCUACUGCUGAGCCAGUUUCUCAGUCUACCACUUCUGAUUAUCAGUGGGAUGUUAGCCGUAAUCAACCCUAUAUCGAUGAUGAAUGGUCUGGGUUAAAUGGUCUGUCUUCUGCUGAUCCCAACUCUGAUUGGAAUGCACCAGCAGAAGAGUGGGGCAAUUGGGUAGACGAAGAAAGAGCUUCACUUCUAAAGUCCCAGGAACCAAUUCCUGAUGAUCAAAAGGUCUCAGAUGAUGAUAAAGAAAAGGGAGAGGGAGCUCUUCCAACUGGGAAAUCCAAAAAGAAAAAAAAGAAAAAGAAGAAGCAAGGUGAAGAUAACUCUACUGCACAGGACACAGAAGAAUUAGAAAAAGAGAUUAGAGAAGAGCUUCCAGUGAAUACCUCUAAAACCCGUCCAAAACAGGAAAAAGCUUUUUCCUUGAAGACCAUAAGCACUAGUGAUCCAGCUGAAGUACUCGUCAAAAAUAGCCAGCCUAUCAAGACUCUUCCACCUGCUACUUCUACCGAGCCAUCUGUAAUCUUAUCAAAAAGUGAUUCUGACAAGAGCUCUUCCCAAGUGCCGCCAAUACUACAAGAGACAGAUAAAUCCAAGUCAAAUACCAAGCAAAAUAGUGUGCCUCCUUCACAGACCAAGUCUGAAACUAGCUGGGAAUCUCCCAAACAAAUAAAAAAGAAGAAAAAAGCCAGACGAGAAACGUGAAAUUUUUUUUCCUGAAUUGGACAUGUGUUUGCAAACACUGUCUUGAAGAUUAUGCUGUUUAUGCAAUAAUUUGUGAACAUGUACAGAGUUUUAUAUAAAUUUAAACCAAUUUUUAAAACAAAACUGCGGACACAACCACCAUAAAAAUGGAAUCAAAAGAAAGUUAAUUUAUGAAAUUAAGAGGUCGGCAGAAUAUACUCAGUGAUGGAAGACACUUGGGAAAGUCUUUUUAAUUGAAAGAGAACGAUCUUAAUUUAAGAAUAUUAUCCUGGUUUUAACAACAGUGCCCUGUUUACAACAGAUUGUGCCCUAUCUCAUCUGCAGCCAAGGAAAAAAGGAUUCUGAUUAGAAAGAGGGUUGCCUACGAAUUAGUAAGCAAUUCCUUGGAUCUUAUGCACAGAACUUGUACCAUUUGAAUCUGUUUUACGCUUAAAUCAAAGUGCUUUGAUCAAAUGCAUAACCUGCCAUAUCUUUACAUAUUUGUUGGUAGCAAUUUGUAUUAAAGAAAUCACAAGUGCAAAUAAAAAGUCAUUUAUCAUUUGUUUAACUAAACUGUCAUGGUUUAGUUUAUAAUUUUUAAAAAGUUCUUAAAAUACUGAAAAUGCAGUUGACACUUGUAUGGCUUAUGAAGUUAUUUUUGAUAGUCUUACAUUACUUGAAUUGUUCAAAGUACAGUAUAUUUUAAAUUAAGAAAAGUGAACUAUAUGUAUUUGUUUUAUACAUUUAAGGCUUAGACUCAUAGAUAAUGCUAUUGUUUAUGAUUUGAAAAUUUUCAGGCAAAAUCCAAUUUACAUUUUUCCUUUCCCUAGCAAUUACUUUUUUCCAGCUUCAACUCUUCUUAGUUACUAAUACUUUUUUGACUUUAAAAAUGAAAUCAUUCACAAACUUUUGGUAUAUGAUGGAGAAUGAAAAACUAGAGUCAGACAGCUUUAAUUGACAUUGUCAAGACCUCCAGUUAUCAGGAAUACAUUUUUUUACUGCCUUAACCUGUAGUGCGUAGAAUAUGCAUCAAUUUCUUGAAGGGGAUUCAUGUUUUUAUAAGAAUUUUCAUGUAAUUAUUGCAAUUGUGGUCAAAUAAGGAACGUUUCCUGCUUGAAAUUAUAUUGAUUUAAAUGAUGUGUGAGAUGUUUCACCAUUUUCAGGCACUGUGUAAUUCUAUUGUAAUAAACUGGCAGGUAUCUUUGUAACUAUAAAUAGUGCAUGCUCAGCCAUGUACACUGUAAAUAGCCUUUACCAAACGUGUUUGACAAGGACCAUAAUUAACAUCACUUAGUGAAUUGUGAUAAAGAAAAAAAAGCCAUGAUUUAUUCGAUGUGAUUGGCUUGUUUUUAUGUGGCGCCAAGAAUGAACCUGUUUAACAGCUGUAACCAAUGGUACUGAUCUAUCCAUCCAAUGUUGUCAUUAUAUUUGAUUGUGGUUCAACAGUAUUGUGUUGUCAGACUAGGAAAGCUAAACAAACAAAAUGGUUUUAGUUUUGCUGAAGACUGGCCUUAUUAAUGGGCAGCUUUCCUAACAAGAGAUUAUUAACUUUUAUCAGGUGUUAACAUCUGUUUCAGGAACAUGGCAGUAUGUUUACAUGUCAGAAGUUUUGUUUAAUUCUAUGGUAUUUCUAAAUUGACUUGUUUAAAUAAAUUCAGCAAAUGGAUAGCAUUGUUUUUUAUUUGCUUCAGUAUGGGGGUAGAUAAUAGCUAAAGAGCCAGGGAUGAAUUUCUUCAAAUGACUUUAUUCUGUUAGCUUUACAUAGGUGUUGGAGGAUUCCUAAGGUGUCAGCACUUUGUAAAGGUACCAUAAAGGAGAAUUUGAUAGGGAAUCUAAUUUUAGAAUGUGCCAAAUGAUCUGUGCUCAACAAUAUAAUUGAACUCUCUCAACUCUACCUCACCAUUUAUCUUAAAAUUCUGUUGGCCAUGUCAAAUGUUGGAUUUUAUUUCUGCAUCCUAGUAUCUCCCCAUUCUACCACCUAUGCCAGAUGUUAAAGACACCACAUGUUUUGAGGAGAAUGGCAUUGUGGAGAUGCAGAGAUGCAUUGUGGAGAUGCAGAGAUGCAUUGCUAAGUUGAGGUGGAUCCAGUAUAGAGAUACCUAUAUUUCUUUUUUGUGGCUCAAGAGCUAGGACUUGAAUUUUGUUUUAAGAAAUGGCAGCUGGCCGGGUGCAGUCGCUCACGUCUGUAAUCCCAGCACUUUGGGAGGCUGAAGCAGGUGGAUCACGAGGUCAGGAGGUCAAGACCAGCCUAGCCAAGAGGGUGAAACCCCGUCUUUACUAAAAAUACAAAAAAAAAUUAGCUGGGUGUAGUGGCGGGCUCCUGUAAUCCCAGCUACUCGGGAGGCUAAGGCAGAGAAUCAUUUGAACCCAGGAGACGGAGGUUGCAAAGCCAAGAUGGUGCCACUGCACUGCAGCCUGGGCAACAGAAGGAGACUCCGUCUCAAAAAAAAAAAAAGAUGGCAGCUAUAUAAAUGAUAAAAUUAAUUACAUUCUCUUUCACAUGCAUGAGGUGCAAACUCUGUCACAAAGUAUUUUAAUUACCUUUUACCUUGUUUCAUAGAUCUUUAUGUGACAUAAAAACAGUUUCUGGCAUGGCCUAUAAUCCUAGCACUUUGGGAGGCUGAGGCAGGUGGAUCACCUGAGGUCAGGAGUUUGAGACCAGCCUGGCCAAUAUGGUGAAACCCCAUCUCUACAAAAUUUGCAAAAAGUAGACGGGUAUAGUAGCGGGUGCCUGUAAUCCCCGCUACUCAGGAGGCUGAGGCAGAGAAUCGCUUGAACCCGGGGGGGUGGAGGAGCAGGGGAAGACAGUCUCCUAUGGCGGCAUGAAUAAGAUGCUUCCAGAACUAGUAGGGAAAUAACUAACCUCUUCAGGCUUUAUCAGGCCUGGAGGGGAACCUUGCCCAUGUUAGCAAGAAAGAUGUCCUAGAGAAACCACUCAAAAGGCUCCCUAAUCCAGCCUGUCUCCACAUACAUACUGAAAAUUCUUCCCUACUCUGAGGCAGAGUGUAGUGGUUUAGGGGUUUCUCCAGACUGGAAUCCUAUCUAUCUGUACCGACAAUUGAGCAAACAAUAGUUGAGAGAGUCCAAAAAAAAGUAUUAAAAUGUGACUGAUGUAAUUUGCCAUGUUUACUUUAUGCAUGCAUUUUAUUGGGGAGGGGAGGUCAGAAUAAUUCACCCAAAUCUAAUGGUCUUAUUUCAUAGGCUAAUCUGGUUUAUAUUUGCAUUAAAGAUACUGGAGGGCAAUAUUUAACUACAGAGUUUAGUUUUUCUUAAUUAAAAACAGUCCUCUAUUAAUAUAGUGUGAAAUAUCUUUCAAAAUUUAGAAUUUAGGUUUAAGAUGUCUACUAGAUAUCUUAAGAUUUUCCUGUAAACUCACUGCACAAACUGGAAUUACUUUCCAAAAGACUUAGGGAAUGCAAAUAUGUUAUUUGUAAGAUGCAUUGAGUAUUGUAAAUAAAACAAACCAUUUUUGAUUUGUUUAAA